AUGUAUCUUCCUUUGAAUGAACCUACUAACUUAACUGAAAUAUCAGUAUCUUUAUCAGCUCUUUUAUCUAGAGAAAUUGAAUCAGCCUCAUCUAGACAAAAUGGACGUACAGAAUAUUUAGAACGCAAUGUUCUGUUUAUUAUUCAGGAGUUAAACACAAUCCCAAAUGAAAGUUUUAUAGUUACUGAUUUACAAAGUCAUCAGGAUGAGAGUUCUAGUGAGAUUUUAAAAUGA
Funneliformis mosseae is the source of this 234-nucleotide messenger RNA. NCBI's taxonomy places the organism in Eukaryota, Fungi, Glomeromycota, Glomeromycetes, Glomerales, Glomeraceae. The record is from the annotation of a GenBank genome assembly.